UCACCAGUGCUCCCUUUCUGUCCAAGCCGCUUUCCGUAGGGCCGGAAGUGCUUUGAAUACGGCGGUUUGGGCGGUUAAUUUGAGUUUCAAAGUCCCGUCAGAAAAGGACCGUACAAACACAAUGGAACGAGUGAGGAAGAGCAGGGCUAAGGACAGCCGGCUGUCGGAGAUGCCCAUGCGAGUCGUCGAUAACAACAGGACGAGCAUGGUGUAUACUACGCCCAACAGAGGGAGGAUGAACAGGGCUCAGAGCAGCCGGCUGUCGGAGAUGCCCAUGCGAGUCGUCGAUAGCAACAGGACGAGCAUGGUGUAUACUACGCCCAAGAGUUGCAUGCCUUCGUUUGGAAAGCUGAACAUCCCCAAGCCUCAGUCUCACACCUCUGAGAGAAGGACCUCCUUUUUUGGGGCCAGGGCCAGUGGCGCCGGCAUGCCUCGCAACAGCUCCAUUGGAGGCUUCGGAGGAUCAGAGAAGUUAAAAGAUGUCCGUCCACUACAUGACAAGGCCUUCGUGCAGCAGUGUGUCAGACAGCUCUCUGAGUUCCUGUCAGAAAAUGGGUUCCUGGGCUCUGUGUCCACCAAAAUGCUCCAGUCUCCUUCCACCAAAGAGUUUCUAAAGAUGUUUGAGUUCAUCUACAGCCAGCUUGACAACACCUUCCAAUUGCCCACUUCCAAAGUAGAGGAGGAGGUUCCGCGCCUCCUGAAAGACAUGGGGUAUCCGUUUGCCAUUUCGAAGAGCUCCAUGUAUUCGGUGGGGGCCCCACACACCUGGCCCCUGGUCCUGGGGGCCCUCAUUUGGCUCAUUGACACUGUCAAGAUCUACUGGUGUAUGAGCAGGGAAGAGCUUCUGUUCAGUGAUUUCUCAGACGACAUGAACAUCGACGACGGCCAAAUGAAUAUUGAGGACGGGCCAGAGUACAACAAGCUGUUCCUGGACUACACAGUUGAGACGUAUGGCAAGUACCUGCAGGGCGCGGACACUUUCGAGGAUGAGGACGAGGUCCACUUCCACAAACUGAAGGCCCUUUACAACGUGGAUGAGGUGCAGUUGGCCUCCCUGGACGACAUAUUCAGGAAGCUCAGCGACAAGGUGGCGCAGCUGGAGAGUGAGAGACAAGCGGACCCCCUGAUGAGCAAGAGGAUACAGAAGAUGGAGUUACAGGCGGACCUCAAGAAGCUCCAGAGCUUCCGGAGCAGCAUGGAGGCCCUAAAGUCCUCGAUGGAGGCCAAGGCUUUAGAGGUCACAGAUGAGCAAGAGGCUGCAGGCCACCAACUGGAGUCCCUGAAGCAGGAGCAGGAACGCCUGCAGGUCGUGGUGAAGAACCAGAAGUUCACCCCGGCGGACGUGGAGCGCAUCAACCGGGAGAAGAACGAGCUGCAGCAGACCAUCUCCAGCCUCAGCAAGAGCCUGGAGGAGGCCGAGCAGCACAUGUGGAACGAGGAGAUCGCCGUGAUCAAGGCCAAGGAGAAGGCAGAGCUGAAGCUCACGGAGUACCAUAAACUUGCUCGUAAGCUGAAGCUCAUUCCAGCAUCGGCUGAGAACGCCUGCGGCCACGACUAUGAGAUCAGGGCCAACUUGGAGAUCGGGCCCUCAACCAUGGUCCAGUACAAAACGCAGGUCAUGGUACGUCUGCGGGACCUGAUUGGUAACGUGGAGGAGGAGGCCAGCCAACUGACCAAUCAAAAGCUCAGUGUGGAGGAAUCGAUCGAGCAGGUGAACUGCAACCUCUUGGACAAGUCAAAUGACCUUAAACAGCUCAGGGAGAACAUCCGCAAGCUGGACCAGCAAGUGGAGCAGGACAUGGAGGAGGUGGCGCGAGACGAGCAGAAGUGGGCCGAGGAGCUGGAGUCUGUGGAGAACCACCGGAAGCUUCUGGAGAAGAACGUCAACAUCGGCCACGACGAGGCUGUGCGAGAGCUCAAGGCCGCGCAACAACAGUACCACCUGGUGCUCCAGGAGACCAAUGAGGAGAGGAGGUCGGUGGCCAACCACCUGACCUCGGCCAUCUCCAUCGCUGCAGAACACCUGGACAUGGUAGAGAGGUGUCUGGAGGAGCUGAACGACAAAGUGAAGCGUGCGCUCAGCAAGGCCACGGAGGAGGACGGGGCUGAGCUGAGGAGACUGCAGGACAUGAGCAAGGCCUUCAUAGCCAAGGCUCAAAGCUUGUAGACGGAGGGAGGGGGCUCGCCCACGGCCGUUUACCACUUGUAUCAUAUUUCCUUCUUUGCCUUUACAUUUUUUGGGGUUCUUUCUAUUGUCAGCUCCAUGUAAUUACUGUUUUAUCUAAUUUGGUAUGUUCCAUACUGUUAACAUUAAAACUCUUUAAAAAAAAACA
Messenger RNA from Gadus macrocephalus (Pacific cod), 2333 nucleotides. RefSeq names its product NDC80 kinetochore complex component (gene ndc80). The record is from RefSeq and is a predicted model, not a curated record. Gene Ontology annotation, biological process: attachment of mitotic spindle microtubules to kinetochore. Bases 122 to 2167 code for a protein of 681 amino acids. Gene Ontology annotation, cellular component: Ndc80 complex. The transcript is spliced from 18 exons. NCBI's taxonomy places the organism in Eukaryota, Metazoa, Chordata, Actinopteri, Gadiformes, Gadidae.